AUGACGACUCUAAGGGAGUUGAUGUCAGUAAUAUGGACCGUCUACGUAAUACCACGAUCAUCGCCAACCACAAUACGCCAACGACAAAAUCAACGUGAUUUAAAUGUCAUAAAACGAGUUCUUUUAACAUUUCUAAUACUGAUGUGUCUGUUUGGUCCGGCAUCUGCACUUAUCCUUAUGAAGGUAAUCGUUGGCUAUUGGCCAUUAAUCACAUAUCGUAUUAUCUGGCUAUUUCUUACACCCAGUUGUGCAUUACUCAAUGUAUUAUUAAUCUGCUUUCAACGUCUGUAUACACAAUUACUGAAAGAGUUUCGGACACGGCGCGUACAACCAGCUACAGCAGCUUUGUCACCCUCGAAUGAUUUAAAAAACUUUCUACUAGAAAAAUUUAGAGUUACCUGUUCAUCAAAUAAAAUACGGACAAACGAGCUUGACAAAACUGGUAUCACUUCGUAUGGUCAUGCAGAUUGUGCAGGCAAAGAUAAACCGACUAUAUACAUACGUGUUACAGCUUAUUUUGAUUGGAUAUGUAAUGUUACAAAUAAUACAGCAGCUCAAUGUCGUCAAUCAGAUACGAUAACUACACGUACCACAGAUGCAGAUCUUACAGGACAAACUACAACUGGCUCGAUGGUGUGGAUUUCUAUCUAUUCUAUCUAUUAUAUUGGCAUUGGCGGAGUAUUGACACAAAAAUAUGAUGGUAAUGAUCGUCCAAUUGCAUACAUGUUCAAAACGAUCAACAGACAACAACGUAAAUGGAGUACCACUGAACGUGAAUGUUUUGCAAUUUUGGAAGCAUUGAAAUUGUGA
This is a messenger RNA of Didymodactylos carnosus, 810 nucleotides long. The record is from the annotation of a GenBank genome assembly. NCBI's taxonomy places the organism in Eukaryota, Metazoa, Rotifera, Eurotatoria, Philodinida, Philodinidae.